Arabidopsis lyrata subsp. lyrata is the source of this 518-nucleotide messenger RNA. Its product is annotated as defensin-like protein 196. The transcript is spliced from 2 exons. Bases 85 to 396 code for a protein of 103 amino acids. Gene Ontology annotation, biological process: defense response. Lineage: Eukaryota; Viridiplantae; Streptophyta; Magnoliopsida; Brassicales; Brassicaceae. The record is from RefSeq and is a predicted model, not a curated record. Gene Ontology annotation, molecular function: sodium channel inhibitor activity. Gene Ontology annotation, cellular component: extracellular region.
ACCACAACAAGUGUUGAUCACAAGUCCAUAUUUGUUUUACUCCAACUCCAAAGUGAAAGAGAGAAAGAGAGAGAGAGAAACGUCAUGGCAACGAAGUCAGUUUCCACCUUCGCCAUCUUUAUCAUCCUCGUUCUGGUUAUCUUUGGAAUAUCUAAAAUAGAAGCACAGGAUAGCGAGUGCCUGAAAGAAUAUGGUGUUGAUGAUGAUGGUGAUGAUGUUGGUUUUCGCUUCUGUGCGCCUAGGAUAUUUCCGACGCUUUGUUAUAGAAGAUGCCAAAAGGACAAGGGGGCUAAGGGUGGAAAAUGCCUUUGGGACGAAGAGGGCAGCGGUAAUGUGAAAUGCUUAUGCGACUUCUGCAGCGAGGAGCCUUUUAAUCAGUUUAUAAGUCCUACUUGAAUCUUGCAUGUGUCGUGGUUUGUGUAAUGAGCAAUUGCUAAUGAUCCAAGAAAUAAUGUAACAAUGAAUAAGUUAAAAUAAAGAAAACGCUAGGCUUUGCUUGUGUUACUAUUAUUAAAUAA